GAUGGCUCUCAACCCUCAAGUGACCAACCUGGUCAUCAUCCUCUUCAUGAUGCAGGUAUCCAAGAAGGUGCCUUUUGAGGACCCCAAUGUCCUGAUGGGAGUUCGCGCACUCUACAUCGUAUCCAACCUCAUCAUUGCCGGUAUCUACCUCUAUGUGCAGGCACAGAUCAACGCAAAGAAGGAUCUUACCGUGAUCAAGUACGUUGAGCCCGCACCCAUGGGUUCGACCGAGGAGCCCAAGCCCGUCACCACCACUGUGCACGCAUACGAUAGUCAGCAGCUCCGCGGCUUGUUCAAGAGUCAGGUUAUGGGUGUUGGCAUGAUGGCCGUCAUGCACCUCUACUUCCAGUACACCAACCCUCUUCUCAUCCAGUCUAUCAUCCCCCUCAAGGGCGCCUUUGAGGGCAACCUUGUCAAGGUGCACCUUUUCGGACAGCCCGCUGUUGGCGAGCUCAAGAGACCCUGGAAGGCAUCUGGUGGUCUCAUGGGCAUGCAGGGUGCCGGCGACAUCAAGACCGACAAGAAGAGUAUCGAGGCUGCCGAGAAGGCCGGGCGUGGUGGUGCUAAGGAGGAGUAGAGAGUAUGAAGCACGAGCGAUGUACGAAACAGGUAGAAGAACAGGACGUAUCUGCAGCUGUGUGUAGGUUCAAUAUGCUACAGCGCAUUGGAACAAGCGUUCUCGACAUGACGAAGGAUAAAGCAAUAGCCAAAUAAUUCUUGCAUGGCAUUUCAUAC
This is a messenger RNA of Aureobasidium pullulans EXF-150, 735 nucleotides long. Its product is annotated as inorganic phosphate transport PHO88. Gene Ontology annotation, cellular component: mitochondrion; endoplasmic reticulum. The annotation marks the transcript as partial. The transcript has 3 exons. The record is from RefSeq and is a predicted model, not a curated record. Lineage: Eukaryota; Fungi; Ascomycota; Dothideomycetes; Dothideales; Saccotheciaceae. Gene Ontology annotation, biological process: protein targeting to ER.